AUGGGUUCUAUUUGGGUUGCAGACAUACCUCGCCCGGAGUUGACAGAUGAGAAGAUCGGGCCAUCCAUCACGAAUGUGGAGCAUUUGUCUUCUUACAAUUGGAUUGAAUCUUCCAGCCCUACUAUUGCGGUUCCUGGCUGCCCGCCUCUUUGGUCUCCACCCCAAACACCCAGAAAAGUAGCCAAAGACUCUGGACUCAUUUACAUUGCUCAAAACGCGUUUCGCUAUCCUGAAAGUCCGCUUGAACCACUUUUUCGCUCGCUGUACACCGAAAAACCCUCAUACGAUAUACACCAAGCCGACUUGAUAACUGAUCGAAACAACAUCCGCAAACUUCUGUCAUUCAUCAAUCCAAAACUCUCUAGAAAUGGACUGGAGCCUUUCACCAUUGAAAUUGAGACUACAAACAAUACAGCAAUCUUUUGUCGGGUAGAAACUGAAACACAUACAUUCGUCGGCCCACACGACUUCAGAGGCUACGGUCACGAGUUUGAGAAAGCCUUCACCACAACCCAAGUAUCCGGCAGCACGGGACAUCAUCGGAUUAUCUCCUAUAACUUGGAGGAUUUGAAAUUCAUAGUACGCUACGAGACUGACGCUUACGUUGAAGAAACUUCGAAACUUCAAAGUGGUUCGGAAAAUGAGACUUUUCUGAAUAUGAUGGAAAAUCUUUCUCUUUCACGACCCGAAACUUCCUCUCGUCUUGCCGAGUCCAAAUUAGUGGUCCAGGAAAAAGGAAAACAGGUCCCAAUUAAUUCAACUCUUGAGAUAAAAACACGCGUGUCCCACAAGCCUAUCAACAUCCAAGAGGUUCUUCCACAGCUGUGGGUAUCGCAAACACCGAAUGUUGUCUGUGCCUACCACAAUGGUGGCACAUUUGGAUUACCGGAAGUCAAAAACGUCACUCGCGAGAUUGCUGAAUGGGAACGAAAUCAUGCCAAUGACCUUUGGAGAUUAGUUGUAUUGGUCAAGGGAAUCAUAAGGGUAGUGAGAGAAAAUGGUGGGAAUGCUGUCGUAAAAUACGACGGUCGAAGUGACAGCCUUGCGCUUUUGAAGAGCAAAGGGGGCAGGAUGUUAGCUGAUGAUCUUUAUUCGAAACUCGACGAAACGGGAUCGACUGAAGCGAUUGAUACAAACUCUCGCAAAACAAGACUCAGAAUUGGGGAUACUUUCUACAAUGUUGACAUUUCGACGAUACCAUAUUUAUCAGCUUUUGUCAGGUUUCAAGGUGUUUCCCAGCCGCAAAAAACCGAAUUCAUUCACGGCAGUAUUGCUUUGUUUGACGUUGCUCUCAGGGGCUUGGAAUCAGGCUAUCGGCAAUGUUUCCGCUCUUUGCGAGAUGAUAUCCCUCAGUACCACACCCUCUGUGAAACAUAUGAUUUCCUUGGGGUCGACGUACUUGGCGGACAGUCAAUUGAUGAUAUUUUUGCUGAUUUGAAGGCCUGCAAACCCGAUUAUCAACUCGAAUAUAAGCGUUAUCGAGUUGUAAAGGGCGAUAAAUCUCGAGCACGGGACGCGGCAUUUCGACUGCUAUUUGUGAUAAUACGUGGGGAAUUCAGCGAUGAACAAAAAGAUCCUGCCAAGGUUUACAACGCCGUGUUAUUUAUUGUCUCGCAUCCAGGCACCUUCAAACAGGACACGAGAAUUGCAGUGCGGUCAGUCUAUGAGGAGCGCUUUGUUGUGUCCAAGAAGCAACGAAGUCAACUGGAUCGUUGGAGAAAGGGGAAUACUACUAACUGGUCAGAAUGCGAUACCACAACCGAGGAUGAAUCUGAUGAGCCAUAUCUUUCUGACCAGUCUUAG
Penicillium griseofulvum is the source of this 1803-nucleotide messenger RNA. RefSeq lists its product as uncharacterized. Lineage: Eukaryota; Fungi; Ascomycota; Eurotiomycetes; Eurotiales; Aspergillaceae. The transcript has a single exon. The coding region runs from base 1 to 1803 and encodes 600 amino acids. The record is from RefSeq and is a predicted model, not a curated record.